Messenger RNA from Thamnophis sirtalis, 1248 nucleotides. It is a transcript of the gene TRMT10B, whose product is annotated as tRNA methyltransferase 10B. The record is from RefSeq and is a predicted model, not a curated record. Gene Ontology annotation, molecular function: tRNA binding. Gene Ontology annotation, biological process: tRNA N1-guanine methylation. Gene Ontology annotation, cellular component: nucleus; nucleoplasm. Lineage: Eukaryota; Metazoa; Chordata; Lepidosauria; Squamata; Natricidae.
AAAGCGGGUUUCAGAUUAAUAGCCACGCUGCUGCUUCCCCAUUUUUUCCUCUAGAACACAUUUUAAGUUAUUUUCCAAAAUCGUUUUAGCAGUUUGGACAAAAAACCAAUAAUGACUAAUCCUGAGAAGAAAGUAGAGAAAAGUAUCUCUGGAGAUCAUUGUGAUCAACAGCAAAACUAUGGAGAUGGAGAUGGGGAAGAUCUCUGGGAUGCAUUUGAGCUUCUGGAAAUUGAUGAGAAUGAUGAAAGAUCCAGUGAACAGGUUACAGGAAAUGAGAAUUGGUGUUCGAGGAAUGUGCUAAGGAAACAACGGCACUGGGAGAAGAUUGUUUCUGCAAAGAAGGAUAAAAGAAAAUGUGAAAGAGAACGACGUAAAGCGAAGCACGCUGAACAAAAAGGCACUGCUCCUCAACUUAGUAAGCGAGAUCUAAAAGCCAUUGCAAAAGAUCGUCUUCUAGAGGCCAAGGCAACAGGUCCUCGGCUGUGUAUUGAUAUGAGUUUGACUGGUCACAUGACUAAGAAGGAAAUAUGUCGGCUUGCUGCACAAAUUAGGCGACUUUAUGGGUCUAACAAGAAAGCUCAGAAGCCCUUUUGGCUCCACCUCACAGGAAUUGUGAAAAACAGUCCUAUUUACGAAGCAUGCCUGAGAAUGAAUGAUGGAUUUGCCAAUUAUAUGAUGGAUAUUACUGCUGAAAGUUAUCUUGACCUAUUUCCUUUGGACAUGAUUGUAUAUCUCACACCAGAUUCUGAUAAUGUUCUUGAGGAAGUUGAUCCACAAAAAGUACAUAUUUUGGGAGGGCUGGUGGAUGAAAGCAUUCAAAAAAAACUCACUUUCCAAAUUGCCCAGGAAAGACAUCUGCAGACAGCACGAUUGCCUAUUCCAGAGUACAUGGUAAAAAACACCAAUGCAAAAAAUUACCACUCAACAACUUUGGCAAUCAACCAAGUGUUUGAUGCCUUAUCAACUUUCUAUGAUAAAAAGAGUUGGGAAGAAGCACUUAAAGCUGCAGUUUCUCCUGGAAAGGGAUACAUCUUCAAAAACACACAGUGACAAAAGGGUUCUGGAUACAAAUAUGAGAAAACAAGAUUUGGUCUGCCUUUGGUAACCUACAAUAGUCUCCUUUACCCAAUUGCAUUCUAGAUAUUUUGGACUACGAUGAUUAAAAUUUCCAAAUUAUGGGAGUUUUGACUCCAGCACUACUGUACAUAGACAUGUGGGGAGAGUAAAAGAUUACUUAAUUGAUCCUCA